AUGUCGCAAUUUGGCCAAGGACUUGUGGCAUUUGGGCCAAUUGUUGGCAGGUCUUGCAGUUUAUUCACGAAACUGGGCCAUCGCAGCGUUUCUCACGUAAAAUCGCAUAUCAUCAAAGGUAUACCGUUUGAAAAGAUCAGAGCACAAAAGACCGAAUGGUAUAAGAAGGCUGAGGCUGCGUUUCUGGCCGAGAGGGCCAAGAUACCACAGGGAUACGUUGGACGCUGGAAACACGACGAUCUGUCCAAUUUGGACCCUAAAAUCGCACAAGCGCUAAGCCUAAGAUGUGCUAGUGGACGGGAAUUGCGCAGAGCGCGCACAAUGUUGAUCAUGAAACACCUGCAGAAGCAGCCGUUUGACACUGGCAGUACUCCCGUUCAACUUGGAUGCAUAUCUGAAAAGGUCCUGAACCUGCGGGCUCAUUUGAUUCGUCACCCGAAAGAUAACGGCAGGAAGAGAGCAAUGGCAAUUCUGCUAAGCAAGAGGCACCGACUAAUGAAGAGACUCUAUAAUGAAGAUUUUGAGCUUUACCAACAUGUUUGCAAGGUUUUAAGUAAGUUUAUUGCGUAG
Theileria equi strain WA is the source of this 570-nucleotide messenger RNA. RefSeq names its product 40S ribosomal protein S15, putative. NCBI's taxonomy places the organism in Eukaryota, Apicomplexa, Aconoidasida, Piroplasmida, Theileriidae. Bases 1 to 570 code for a protein of 189 amino acids. Gene Ontology annotation, molecular function: structural constituent of ribosome. The transcript is spliced from 2 exons. The record is from RefSeq and is a predicted model, not a curated record. Gene Ontology annotation, cellular component: ribosome. Gene Ontology annotation, biological process: translation.